CCUGGUCCUGUUGGUGGCUGGCGGGGACGUGUGUAUUCGUUUUGUAUUAUACUUUGAUGAGAAUAAACCAUGAGUUAAACUAAAGUAGAUAGAUGUUUGGUUAAUUUGAGUACUUAGGCGCAAAGGAAUUGGGAGUUAGGUGGUGAAAUUUUUGGGCUUGGGCUCAAAAAAGGAUAGAAAGCUGCAGGAUCCAUAAGUUUUUGUGUUGUGGAUAUCGAUGCAGAAGCUGAACCUCGCCAUUAUAAAACACACCACGUCACACGAGGAGUAGGAUGAUGAUGACGACGACGAUCUUACAUUUUGGGAUCUGCAGCUCAAACUGAAUCCUUCAAACCCCAGAAUCUAAAACCCAUUCAUCUUCUUUCAUCUUCUUUAAACUUCCAACAAUCGGACCAGCCCCCUUACGAAUCUCUCGAUUAAUUCAUUCCAAUGGGAGAGGAAGUCAAGAAAGUGGAAGAUACAAAACCAGAGGAACCCCCGAAAGCGGCUCCUGAUCAAGAGAAAACAGAGGGCGAGAGCGAGAAGAAGGAAUCAAAAGAUGUGAUAGAAGAAAAGCCUCUUCCUAAACCACCUCAGGAUAUUGUGCUCUCUGUUUUUAUGCAUUGUGAAGGCUGUGCCCGCAAGGUCCGCCGCUGCCUCAGAGGCUUCGAGGGGGUCGAAAGCGUGGAGACUGAUUGUAGAACUCACAAAGUUGUGGUGAAAGGAGAGAAGGCCGAUCCGGUCAAGGUAUUAAACAGACUUCAGAGGAAAAGCCACCGACGGGUUGAAUUGAUCUCUCCAAUUCCCGAGCCUGAGCCCAUUGCUCCGAUCCCUGAACCUGUAGAGAAACCCAAAACAGAGGACCCUAAACCACAGCCUCGGAUUAUUGUAACUGUCGUCUUGAAAGUGCACAUGCAUUGUGAGGCUUGUGCUCAAGAAAUCAAAAGAAGGAUACACAGAAUGAAAGGUGUUGAAUCAGUGGACCCAGAUCUAAAAAGCUCGCAAGUCUCUGUGAAAGGAGCGUUCGAUCCGGCGGCGCUGGUUGCCUAUGUGCACCGCCGGACCGGAAAACACGCCGCGAUUGUGAAGCAAGAGCCGGAAGUUACACUCGAGAACAAUAAUGAAUCAGAAGCCGUUGCUGUGAAAGAAGUCGAAGAAGAGAAGAAAGCGGACGCCGGCGACGGAGUUGAAAGUGAGAAAAAGGUGGAGGAAGAGAGUACAGUGGAGGAGAAACCCGCGGCGGCGGAUGCUGCCCCCGGCGAUGGGGAGGCAGAAGGAGCGUCCCCUGGCGAGGCCGCCCAACCAGCAGCAGAAGAAGGGCCGAAAAUGGUGGAAGUGAAGAAGAAUGAAUACCAUUAUUAUUACCCGCAAAGGUACAUAAUGGAAAUGUAUCCGUAUGCACCGCCGGUGAUGGGCGACAUAGCGUACCCAGCGCCACAGAUGGUUAUGGAGACGUACCCGGCGCCGGCGAUGAUGGGGCAUGCAUAUCCACCUCAGAUGUUCAGCGAUGAAAAUCCAAAUGCUUGUUCGGUCAUGUAAUUGUAAUGUUAAUGUUAUUAUUAUUUUUUUUUUUUGUGUUGUUUUGUUCUAUAGGAUUUAUCUUCUACUGAGGUGGAAGUAUAAUGAAUGGGAGAAUUUUGUGAAUGUUACAAACUUCUCUACCAUUACCAUUACCAUUACCAUUACCACAUGUUAUAAAACAUUGGGGUAUAUUAUAUAUAAUUAAAUUAGUA
Molecule: messenger RNA, 1712 nt
Organism: Cucumis melo (muskmelon)
Lineage: Eukaryota; Viridiplantae; Streptophyta; Magnoliopsida; Cucurbitales; Cucurbitaceae
Product: heavy metal-associated isoprenylated plant protein 7
Exons: 5
Coding region: 430-1518 (362 amino acids)
Molecular function (GO): metal ion binding
Source: RefSeq, a predicted model, not a curated record